CGAGGACAGAGACACUGACUAGCACUGUUCCUAGAUCACCUUUCCUCCAUUACCACCAUGAAGUUGCUUGCAAUCACCGUGCUGUUCCUCACUGUCUGUAGCCUUGAAGGGGCUAUGGUUCGGAGACAGGCAGAGGAAACGAGUCUGCAGAGCAUGGUCACUCAUUACCUCCAGGCCAUGACUGACUAUGGCAAGGACCUGGUGGAGAAAGCCAAAGGCACAGAGCUUCAGGCCCAAGCCCAGGCUUACUUUGAAAAGACACAGCAACAGCUGACACCCCUGGUGAAGAAGGCUGGAACUAGUCUGUUUAACUUCUUGAGCAAUCUUAUGGAUCCCCAAAAAACAGAGCCUGCCACCCAGUGAGACGUCCAGAUUAUUGUCUUUCAAUUCUAGAACACCUAUUGGCCAGGCCUAGACCUUCCUUCCUCCCC
This is a messenger RNA of Dipodomys ordii (Ord's kangaroo rat), 431 nucleotides long. It is a transcript of the gene Apoa2, whose product is annotated as apolipoprotein A-II. The transcript is spliced from 4 exons. Bases 58 to 363 code for a protein of 101 amino acids. The record is from RefSeq and is a predicted model, not a curated record. Gene Ontology annotation, cellular component: spherical high-density lipoprotein particle; extracellular region; blood microparticle. Gene Ontology annotation, biological process: triglyceride-rich lipoprotein particle remodeling; high-density lipoprotein particle remodeling; cholesterol homeostasis. Gene Ontology annotation, molecular function: lipase inhibitor activity; cholesterol binding; high-density lipoprotein particle receptor binding. Lineage: Eukaryota; Metazoa; Chordata; Mammalia; Rodentia; Heteromyidae.